AUGAGGAAACGGAGAAGCCCGAGGGUUCUGCUGGCUCCGACGCCUCCACCGCUGAAGGAGAAGCAGACCAGGGGCCUGGUGGGAAGGCCCAAACCUCUCAGUGUGGUGGAGCAGGCUGACAGACCAGAGGGAGCAAGCUCUGCUCCCGUGACCCAACCCUCCUUUCCCAGAGCCUCUAUCGAGCUGGUGGAAGCCGAAGUGUCAGAAUUGGAGACUCGUCUGGAGAAGCUCCUCAAGCUGGGCACCUGCCUCUUGGAAAGUGGGCGCCAUUACGUUGCCACCGGCCGCGCCUUCAUCCUCGGCAUUUGUGAUCUGGGCCGCCUGGGUCCACCGGAGCCCAUGAUGGCGGAAUGUCUGGAAAAGUUCACUGCGAGCCUGAGCCACAAGCUGGACAGCCAGGCAGAGCUUCUAGAUGCUACCCAGCACACCCUGCAGCAGCAAAUCCAGACCCUGGUCAAGGAGGGUCUCCGAGCUUUCCGGGAGGCUCGCCGGGACUUCUGGCGGGGAUCCGAAAGCUUGGAGGUGGCUCUUACUCACAAUGCCGAGGUUCCCCGGCGCCGGACCCAGGAGGCCGAAGAGGCCGGAGCUGCUUUGCGGACUGCGCGAGCUGGGUACCGGGGACGGGCAUUGGAUUACGCCCUGCAGGUCAAUGUGAUUGAGGACAAGAGGAAGUUUGACAUCAUGGAAUUUGUGCUGCGAUUAGUGGAGGCCCAGGCUGUCCAUUUCCAGCAAGGCCAUGAGGAGCUGAGCCAGCUGGGCCAGUAUCGCAAGGAGCUAGGUGCCCAGUUGCACCGGCUGGUCUUGAAUUCAGCACGAGAGAAGAGGGACAUGGAGCAGAGGCAUGUACUGCUGAAACAGAAGGAGCUGGGUGGGGAGGAGCCUGAGCCAAGCCUAAAGGAGGGCCCCGGGGGCCUGGUCAUGGAAGGACAUCUCUUCAAACGGGCCAGCAAUGCGUUUAAGACUUGGAGCCGACGCUGGUUCACCAUUCAGAGCAACCAGCUGGUGUACCAGAAGAAGUACAAGGACCCCGUGACUGUGGUGGUGGAUGACCUGCGACUCUGUACAGUGAAGCUCUGCCCCGACUCAGAGAGGCGCUUCUCCUUUGAGGUGGUGUCCCCCAGCAAGUCCUGCUUCCUCCAGGCUGACUCAGAGCGCCUGCUGCAGCUGUGGGUCAGUGCCGUGCAGAGCAGCAUCGCCACUGCCUUCAGCCAGGCUCACCCCGAUGACAACCUGCGGACCCCAGGCCAGGGCUCAGGACACCUGGCCAUGGGCUCUGCCGCUACUCUGGGCUACGGCGGGAUGGCCAGGGGCAGGGAGUCUGGGGGCAUUGGGCACGUGGCAGCCCAGGUACAAAGUGUGGAUGGCAAUGCCCAGUGCUGUGACUGUCGGGAGCCAGCCCCCGAGUGGGCCAGCAUCAACCUUGGUGUCACCCUCUGCAUCCAGUGCUCUGGCAUCCACAGGAGCCUGGGUGUCCAUUUCUCCAAAGUCCGGUCUCUGACUCUUGAUUCAUGGGAGCCAGAACUAGUGAAGCUGAUGUGUGAGCUGGGGAACGUGGUUAUCAACCAGAUCUACGAGGCGCGUGUGGAUGCUAUGGCGGUGAAGAAGCCAGGGCCCAGCUGCUCCCGGCAGGAGAAGGAGGCCUGGAUUCAUGCCAAAUAUGUGGAAAAGAAAUUCCUGACCAAGCUUCCUGAAGUGCAGGGCCAAAGAGGCGGCAGGGGACCUCCCAGGGGGCAUCCUCCUGUGCCCCCGAAGCCUUCCAUCAUUAGGUCCAGACCAGGGGGCUUCAGUGGAAAGACAGAGCCCCCCUCUGAUGACCUGGGCAGCCUGCACUCUGGGGCCCUCCUGUUUCGAGCCGCUGGGCAUCCACCAUCACUUCCCACCAUGGCAGACGCCCUUGCCCAUGGAGCUGAUGUCAACUGGGUUAACGGUGGUCAAGAGAAUGCCACGCCACUGAUCCAGGCCACAGCUGCUAAUUCUCUCCUGGCCUGUGAGUUUCUGCUUCAAAACGGAGCGAACGUGAACCAAGCAGACAGCGCCGGCAGGGGCCCGCUCCAUCACGCAACCAUUCUGGGCCACACGGGGCUCGCCUGCUUGUUUCUGAAACGCGGAGCUGAUCUGGGGGCUCGGGACUCUGAAGGCAGAGACCCUCUGACCAUCGCCAUGGAAACAGCCAACGCGGAUAUCGUCACGUUGCUGCGAUUAGCAAAGAUGAGGGAGGCCGAAGCAGCCCAGGGCCAGGCAGGAGAUGAGACGUAUCUGGACAUCUUCCGUGACUUUUCCCUCAUGGCAUCGGAUGACCCAGAGAAGCUGCGCCGGCAGAGUCACGAGCUUCACACGCUUUGAUGGCCCAGGCCUGCCUUGGGGGCCCUGCACCCUCAGGCCGUCCCCACCCCCUUCCCCCACCUCUACCUCCACCGGCUCCAGCGUCAUUAAAUCCUUUCACUUUG
Molecule: messenger RNA, 2447 nt
Organism: Echinops telfairi (small Madagascar hedgehog)
Lineage: Eukaryota; Metazoa; Chordata; Mammalia; Afrosoricida; Tenrecidae
Gene: ACAP1
Product: ArfGAP with coiled-coil, ankyrin repeat and PH domains 1
Exons: 22
Coding region: 1-2343 (780 amino acids)
Cellular component (GO): cytoplasm
Molecular function (GO): GTPase activator activity; protein binding
Source: RefSeq, a predicted model, not a curated record